Jatropha curcas is the source of this 3318-nucleotide messenger RNA. It is a transcript of the gene PHS2, whose product is annotated as alpha-glucan phosphorylase 2. Gene Ontology annotation, biological process: glycogen catabolic process. Gene Ontology annotation, cellular component: cytoplasm. NCBI's taxonomy places the organism in Eukaryota, Viridiplantae, Streptophyta, Magnoliopsida, Malpighiales, Euphorbiaceae. The record is from RefSeq and is a predicted model, not a curated record. Gene Ontology annotation, molecular function: pyridoxal phosphate binding; glycogen phosphorylase activity.
CCAUUUCCAAUCUUCUGUGUACUAUACAGCAGAAGAAGACGAAAAUCACCAACUUCAACGUGCCCAUCCCCAAUCUCACUCAUUCGAUCACUCUACUCAUGUGAUACUCUAUCACAUUUUCACUCAUCUCCCAUCAUUUCCCAUCUCUGAUAUUUUCUUCUUCUCCCCCUUUUCUCUUCUUUUCUUUUUCUACUUUGUCUCUUUCUCUUCUCUUUCUUUUGGACAUUUCUGCAAAUAUCUUCCUUACAUCUCACUCCUUUCGAUUUUUCUCCCACUUGCUUCUUUAAAUUCCGCAUCUCUCUCUCUCUCAUUCGCUUUAUAUCCUUGUCAUUACUGAUUGAUUUUCCUUUGUGAAAGCUCAUUAAUUUAGUAUCUUUCAGAAAGUCACUAUUUUCGAUAUUUAUACCCGCACUUUCUCUCCAAGAAAUAUUGGAGGUCACCUAUGGCAUCUAGUGCAGAAGCCAACGGUUCUAGUAUUGCUGUAUCUGCUGUUUCUUGUUCUAAGAUUCCAGCAGUUGCACAUCCGUUGUCUGAGGACCCGUCAGAGAUCGCUUCUAAUAUCAAUUACCAUGCACACUAUACUCCUCAUUUUUCCCCUUACAAGUUUCAGCCGGAGCAAGCCUACUGCGCCACCGCAGACAGUGUUCGUGAUCGUCUUAUACAACAAUGGAAUGAAACCUAUCUUCAUUAUCACAAAGUUGAUCCAAAGCAAACAUACUACUUAUCAAUGGAAUAUCUUCAAGGAAGAGCUCUGACUAAUGCUAUUGGGAACCUGGGUGUUCACGGUGCAUAUGCUGAUGCUUUAAACAAAUUAGGACACAAACUUGAGGAAAUAGUUGAGCAGGAGAAAGAUGCGGCACUUGGAAAUGGUGGUCUAGGACGACUCGCUUCAUGCUUUCUAGACUCUAUGGCAACACUAAAUUUGCCUGCUUGGGGAUAUGGUCUAAGGUACAGAUAUGGUUUGUUCAAGCAACGAAUAACCAAGGAGGGCCAAGAAGAAAUUGCUGACGACUGGCUUGAGAAAUUCAGUCCUUGGGAAGUCGCCAGGCAUGAUGUUGUUUUCCCUGUCAGAUUCUUUGGCCAUGUUCAGGUUAAUCCUGAUGGAUUCCGAAAGUGGAUUGGUGGAGAGGUCAUGCAAGCUUUAGCUUAUGAUGUGCCAAUUCCAGGAUACAAAACCAAGAAUACCAUUAGUCUUCGUCUCUGGGAAGCAAGAGCUUCUGCUGAGGACUUCAACCUGUUUCACUUUAAUGAUGGACAGUAUGAAUCUGCUGCACAGCUUCAUUCUCGAGCUCAGCAGAUUUGUGCUGUUCUUUAUCCCGGCGAUGCAACAGAGGAUGGAAAGCUUUUACGGCUGAAGCAACAAUUCUUUCUAUGUAGUGCAUCACUUCAGGAUAUAAUUCUCAGAUUUAAGGAGAGGAGAACUGGAAAGAGCUCAUGGAAAUGGUCUGAGUUUCCCAGCAAGGUGGCUGUGCAAUUGAAUGAUACUCAUCCCACUCUUGCUAUUCCGGAGCUGAUGCGGUUAUUAAUGGAUGAAGAAGGACUCGGAUGGGAUGAAGCUUGGGAUGUGACAAUAAAGACCAUUGCUUAUACCAAUCACACAGUCCUUCCUGAAGCACUGGAGAAGUGGUCACAAACUGUGAUUCGGAAACUUCUUCCACGCCAUAUGGAAAUCAUAGAAGAAAUAGACAAGAGGUUCAUUGCAAUGAUACGCAGCAGUCGAACUGAUCUUGAGAGUAAGAUUUCUAGCAUGUGUGUCUUGGAUAAUAAUCCCCAAAAGCCAGUUGUUCGGAUGGCAAAUUUAUGUGUGGUUUCUUCACAUACGGUAAACGGUGUUGCCCAGUUACACAGUGAUAUCUUAAAGUCCGAGUUAUUUGCAGACUAUGUCUCAAUAUGGCCAAAAAAGUUCCAAAACAAAACCAAUGGCAUUACGCCUCGCCGUUGGCUCAGAUUUUGCAGUCCUGAGCUUAGUGACAUAAUUACAAAACAAUUAAAAACUGACCAGUGGAUUACCAAGCUUGACCUACUUGCAGGUCUUCGACAGUUUGUGGACAAUGCGGACUUCCAAGCUGAAUGGGAUUCUGCCAAGAUGGCUAAUAAACGGCGUUUGGCAGAGUACAUAAUGCGAGUGACAGGUGUAAGCAUUGAUCCAAAUAGUCUUUUUGACAUACAAGUCAAGCGAAUCCAUGAAUAUAAAAGACAGCUGCUGAACAUUUUGGGUGUAGUUUUCAGAUACAAGAAACUGAAGGAGAUGAGCAUUGAAAAGCGGAAGAAAAGUACUCCACGGACUGUCAUGAUAGGAGGAAAAGCAUUUGCUACAUACACAAACGCAAAAAGAAUAGUGAAGCUGGUAAAUGAUGUUGGUGCUGUUGUCAACACUGAUCCUGAAGUCAAUAGUUACUUGAAGGUAGUAUUUGUUCCAAAUUACAAUGUGUCUGUGGCAGAGAUGCUUAUUCCAGGAAGUGAACUAUCACAGCAUAUCAGUACUGCAGGCAUGGAGGCAAGUGGCACUAGCAACAUGAAAUUUUCACUCAAUGGUUGCCUUAUAAUAGGAACACUGGAUGGGGCUAAUGUGGAGAUCAGGGAGGAAAUAGGACAGGAUAAUUUCUUUCUCUUUGGUGCAACAGCAGAUGAAGUCCCUAGGCUCCGAAAGGAAAGAGAGAAUGGAUUGUUCAAACCGGAUCCUCGGUUUGAAGAGGCCAAGCAGUUCAUUAGAAGUGGGGCAUUUGGAAGCUAUGAUUACAACCCUCUUCUUGAAUCUCUUGAGGGUAACUCUGGUUAUGGCCGUGGUGAUUAUUUUCUUGUUGGGUAUGACUUCCCAAGUUAUUUGGAUGCUCAGGAAAGAGUAGAUGAAGCUUACAAGGAUCGGAAGAGAUGGUUGAAAAUGUCCAUAUUGAGUACUGCAGGAAGUGGUAAAUUCAGCAGCGAUCGCACAAUUGCUCAAUAUGCGAAGGAGAUCUGGAACAUAGAAGAGUGCCGAGUACCAUAAAUAGUAUGAUGCACCAGUCUUCAACCUGUGCAGUAUGUGAUUUCAGCCAAAUAAUGUCAAGGUAGGAAGAAUGUGGAGAAAUAUCAGGUGUAAGGAACUACACUUGUAUCAGGAUAAGCAUAUGUAAAAGAAAUAAAACCAAAUCCUAUGCUUCUCUGUUGUACUGCACACAUGUUAUAUCAGAAAGUACCGCCACAUAAUGGUUUACAACUAUUCACGUAUUUAUAUAUGCAAUUAUCUUUGGCAGCCUGAUGGAAGAAUAUAUUGUUUGUUUUUGACAGUUGAUAUUUUAUUAGAUUGUUGAUUGAAUAUAAUAUAGUUUCACGAAGCUA